GGAGCAUGGCAGCAGGUGGGGGGCCCGAGGGAGCCCUCCCGGACUUCAGUCGCUAUGUGGUGGCCCGGCCGAUCUACAAUGAGGUGAACUUCCAAGAGGAGAAUGAAAGGAGACUGGUGGUGCCCAAAACACUCCGGGAACGAGUCCAGAAAACGUGCAGCUGUUCAAGAAGGAAAGCCAUUCAGAUAACCAAGACCUUCUUUCCUAUUCUGGAGUGGCUGCCCAAGUACAGGGUCAAAGAAUGGCUUCUCAGCGAUGUAAUAUCUGGGGUCAGUACUGGACUUGUGGCUACUUUACAAGGCUUGGCAUAUGCAUUACUCGUUGGAGUUCCAAUUGGUUAUGGCCUGUACUCUGCUUUUUUCCCUAUCUUGACGUAUUUCUUCUUGGGAACAUCCCGACACAUCUCAGUUGGGCCUUUUCCUGUGGUCAGCUUAAUGGUGGGCUCAGUAGUAUUGGGCAUGGCACCUGAUGAAAAUUUCCGUGUGGUUAGCAGCAACUUGACAGGACUGAACAAAACAUUUAUAGACACUGAAUCCAGAGAUGCACAGAGAGUACUGAUUUCAAGUACUGUAACCUUUUUGGUGGGAAUAAUCCAGCUGGUGUUUGGGGUAUUCCAGAUUGGCUUCAUUGUGAGGUAUCUUGCUGACCCGCUGGUUGGAGGUUUUACAACUGCAGCUGCAUUCCAAGUGUUUGUUUCACAACUGAAAAUAGUCUUAAAUGUUCCAACUGCAAAUUACAAUGGAGUUCUUUCCAUAAUAUAUACCCUUAUAGAAAUAUUUCAAAAUAUUGGAAUGACCAACAUUGCUGAUCUUAUUGCUGGGCUGCUGACCAUUUUCAUCUGUAUGGUGGUAAAAGAAAUAAAUGAUAGAUUCAGACACAAGAUCCCUGUUCCUAUUCCCAUAGAAGUGAUUGUGACAAUAAUAGCCACUGGCAUUUCAUAUGGAGCUGAUCUGGAGAAAAAAUACAAUGCAGGCAUUGUUAAAAGUAUUCCUAGUGGAUUUCUGCCUCCUGCACCUCCAGAUGUGAGCAUGUUUGGAGACAUGAUAGCAUCAGCCUUUUCCAUUGCUAUUGUUGCUUAUGCAAUAGCUGUGUCCGUAGGUAAAGUGUAUGCAACCAAAUAUGACUAUGCUAUUGAUGGAAACCAGGAGUUUAUUGCCUUUGGGAUCAGUAAUCUUUUUUCAGGAGCUUUUUCAUGUUUUGCUGCAACUACUGCUCUGUCUCGCACAGCAGUCCAGGAAAGCACUGGUGGAAAAACCCAGAUUGCUGGAAUUAUUUCAGCUGCAAUUGUACUCAUUGCCAUUGUUGCUUUAGGAAAACUGCUGGAACCUUUGCAAAAGUCUGUCUUGGCCGCUGUGGUUAUUGCCAACUUGAAAGGGAUGUUCAUGCAAAUAUUUGAUGUCCCUCGCUUGUGGAGGCAAAGCAAGGCAGAUGCUAUGAUCUGGGUAUUCACAUGUAUAGCAUCCAUUAUCCUUGGACUGGAUUUGGGAUUACUUGCUGGACUGGUGUUUGCGUUGCUAACUGUUGUAUUGAGGGUUCAAUUUCCCUCCUGGGGUAGCCUUGGCAGCAUUCCUGGGACAGACCUAUAUAAAAGCAUCAAAGAAUACAAACAUGUUACUGAACCAGAAGGAGUGAAGAUUCUCAGAUUUUCAAGUCCUAUUUUUUAUGCUAACAUUGAUGGCUUGAGAAGCAGUCUCAAAUCAACUGUUGGAUUUGAUGCCAUGCGGGUCUAUAACAAAAGGCUUAAAGCUCUGCGAAAGAUACAAAAACUGAUCAAGAAGGGAAAAUUAAGGGCAACAAAGAAUGGUAUCAUCAGUGAUUUUGGUACUACCAAUGAAGCUUUUGAACCUGAUGAGGACCCAGAAGAUCCUACUGAUUUUGACAUUCCAACUAAGGAAGUAGAAAUCCAAGUGGACUGGAAUUCAGAACUCCCAGUCAAAGUCAAUGUCCCCAAAGUGCCUCUUCACAGUUUAAUUUUUGAUUUUGGAGCGGUAUCCUUUUUGGAUGUAGUAGCAGUGAGAGUAAUAAAAACGAUCCUCAAGGAGUUUGAGAGGAUUGAUGUGAAAGUAUACAUUGCAUCGCACCUAGACCACAUUAUCAAAACACUGGAACACUGUGCCUUUUUUGAUGAUAAUAUUAAAAAAGAAAUGUUUUUCCUGACUGUCCAUGAUGCUGUACUCCACAUACAGAAUCAGAUCAUGCACAGAGACAUCCAGGACCCUAUAUUUGAAAAGAUUUCACUGAUGCAGGAGUCAAAGGAACCAAUGGAAUUAAUAGAAACACCCCAUCAUGAAGAACUUGAUGUUCAGGAAGAGGCCAUGCGAAGGCUUGCUUCAUGAGGAAAGGCUACUGAAAUUAUCACAUUUGUGAACUCUGUGGCAAACAUACGCUAUUUGAAGCAGUUUUACUUUCCACCAGAAAGAAACAUUUAACUUAUACUACAGAUGUGUCUGAUGCUAAUUUCUCUGUUUGCAUAUUAUGUCUGAUUAAAAUUAUUUAAUAAACCUGCUCAAAAAUCAAAACCCGGCAAAUCAAACCUGGCAAAAUGGAAAGCAAUUUCAUCAUAACUACAGCAGAAAUGCGGAUUAGCUUCUGAAGAAGGAGACAUGUGUAACUGUCUUUCUCACUCAGUGUUACUUUCACAUAUAUAACCAGCAAGUAAGUAAAGAGGAAGAAAGAGAGAGAAGAAAAGAAAAAAAAGAAUGAACUUGUUACGACUUGCAAGGAUAAUCUAGACUCUUUGUACACUGCCAACGCGAAUGUGACUUCUUUAUUUCUCAGGGGUACCUCUAGGUGCUACUGCCAGAAGGGCAACACUAUUUAUGACUAAUAGGAAUGCAAUACUUUAUACAGAAAGAAACUAUAUUCUUCAGUGAAAAAACAAUAUCUUGACAUUGUGAACAUAAAAAUAUUGAUAAAAUAUAUGAAUGGUAUUUAUAUUAACUAUAAAUACAUCCAUAAAAUCAAUUAUUGCACACCAAACCCAUUGCUUUCUUGGAAGAUCUGACAUUUGUGUACCUGAUAAAGACUAUUAGUCUUACUAGUGCCUUAUUAUAUAUAUAAAAAAGAUAUCAUGGGUAUUUGGGUAGAUUCAUUAACAGAAUGAAUGUCGAGGGGAUACUGUUUGUAUGUUUCUCCAUAA
Messenger RNA from Sceloporus undulatus (fence lizard), 3139 nucleotides. RefSeq names its product solute carrier family 26 member 4 (gene SLC26A4). Lineage: Eukaryota; Metazoa; Chordata; Lepidosauria; Squamata; Phrynosomatidae. Gene Ontology annotation, biological process: transmembrane transport. Gene Ontology annotation, cellular component: membrane. The coding region runs from base 6 to 2336 and encodes 776 amino acids. Gene Ontology annotation, molecular function: chloride transmembrane transporter activity; bicarbonate transmembrane transporter activity; sulfate transmembrane transporter activity. The record is from RefSeq and is a predicted model, not a curated record. The transcript has 20 exons.